Messenger RNA from Mycotypha africana, 477 nucleotides. RefSeq lists its product as uncharacterized. Bases 1 to 477 code for a protein of 158 amino acids. NCBI's taxonomy places the organism in Eukaryota, Fungi, Mucoromycota, Mucoromycetes, Mucorales, Mycotyphaceae. The transcript is spliced from 4 exons. The record is from RefSeq and is a predicted model, not a curated record.
AUGCAUACAGCAACGUACCUGGAACUCUUCUUUUUUCUUGCUUUUUUUUUGUUAUUUAAGCCUGCUUCUACGGAGUUAUUGUUGCUGAACCUCAUGAAACCCAGGGAAGCAAUUGCAAUUAACACAGAAACUGGAGUGAUCGGUCAAAUUAAAUUCAUGAUUCCCACACUUAUGGAAUCAAACAGUUUGAUUUUUGGUAGCAAUUAUCAACUGUGGCCUGAUAGGGCAAGCAUUGGAAGAACGAACUGUCCUCAUCGCACACUGCUAAUAACAAAUAAUGAAUUGAGGGGGUACCAAUUAAUUUUCAAAUGCUCUGAAGACUACUUCAUGCACAAAGGAAAAGUGAUCAAAAGACAUGAAGACUAUAUCCUAGAGCAUAUUCCACAAAAGAAUCAUAAUAUGAUACGUCCACCUGUGAAGAUAAUUUAUCCUCGCUUGUUACUACCUUUUGUUGAAGGUUGUCAUCUGACGGCUUAA